GCAAAAGCAUAUCUUUCACAAAUGAGACACUUGAUGUCGAAACGAGAAUUGGCAGAGGAAGCAUCUUAUGUCUUCAGUGCUGCAUUGAAUCAAAGUCAUCGUACUAGUUUAAGUUAUGGUUAUAAUUGGCUUACAUCGGAAAGCUUAAAACCACCCUGGGAAUUUAAAGAUGGAGGUGGCGGUAAACUCCCUCCGGAAGAGGCUUUUGACCAUUGUCUUCAAACCAUUGUACCACUUAUGGUUAAUGAACAAAAUUUCAUUUUGGAUUUUUUCCACCUUGAAAAAAAAAAAGCCGAAAACAAAAAAGAGGAUCGAAGUAUCGAAGAUAAUAAAAUGAAAAAAAAAUUAACUGAACAUAUGGAAAAAUUUUUCAGUUUUCUACCUGAAGAAUUGUUCUCGUUUGUCGAUUAUGGAUGUAAACAUGACAACAUGCAACGUUUUGUUGAACGUAUCGAGCAUUCAAUGAUUGAAGAUGAAAAGCUUGAAAUGCGCCGUAUUGUAAACAGAGCUUAUGAGCGUAUUGUUAAAACAAUGUUUGAAUGUGUUGAAGCCAUUGCAAAAGAUGCUGAUUCUCCUGUUGAUGAUAAAGAACAAUUGAAUGCUCAUAUAAUGACUCUAGAGAAUAUGCAUUAUUUUUAUUCUGAGAUCCGUUCACGUCGGAUUAUUAUUCUUGAACCAUUUAUGAGAUAUGCAAAGAGUUCUUAUGAUAAACAUAUGGAUGCAUACGCUAGAACAAUGGUUCGAAGACCAUUUGGAAAAAUGCUGGAAUUUUUCGAAGGUAUAGAAAGUUUAUUGAGAACAAAUGCAGCUCCAGAAGAAGUUGGAUUCAGAAUUCAAUUCAAUAAAUCGGCAUUAAAGAAAGUUAUAUCACAAUACCCCGGAAAAGAGAUUAAGAAAGGUCUUGAGUCAUUAUAUAAACGAGUUGAAAAGCAUUUCAAGGAAGAAGAAGGAGGUCGCCUUUUACAAGUUGUAUGGCAUGCAAUAGAGGAAGAAGUAAUUCGUAGUCAUGAAAGAUUUACAUUAACGAUUAACAGAUGUUAUCCUGAUGCUAAUAUUACUUUAGAGUUUUCCAUGGACGAUUUGUUGGGUUAUUUUUCAGAAAUAGCUAGGAGUCAUUAG
Messenger RNA from Funneliformis caledonium, 1119 nucleotides. The record is from the annotation of a GenBank genome assembly. Lineage: Eukaryota; Fungi; Glomeromycota; Glomeromycetes; Glomerales; Glomeraceae.